Molecule: messenger RNA, 3717 nt
Organism: Cladocopium goreaui
Lineage: Eukaryota; Dinophyceae; Suessiales; Symbiodiniaceae
Source: the annotation of a GenBank genome assembly
AUGGAGGAAGAGCUUGAGAAGAAAGACCAGGCCAUGAAGACAGAACGCGAGUUAGACGACAAUGAUCAUGAUGAAAAGCCCCGUACAGGCCGAGGGAAGGGGAAUGGUAAAGGCCGUCGUUUGCGCACAAGGAAGGUUGUGAAGGAAAGGACAGCUGCAUCAAAGACAUCGCCGAAGAAGAAGGAUCCCGAAGAACGUGAAAAAAACAAGGAGAGUUCACACAUGCAUGCAGUGCGUUUACAUGAUUGUGCACAUGUGCACCAACUUCAUUUACUUGCCAGGACUCUACACCUCAGCCCCCCGAGGUUGAGCGGCUCCUUCUACCUCACCAAUGUGGCGAACUUGAACUUGGACAAGUGCAAUGAAAAGUUUGGCAAAACAUUUCAGGUGUGGGCAGAGUUCGUUGAGGGGCCCCAUGAUAUCCUCAGCAUAUCGAUGUGGUGCCUAGCGCUCUGCUAUGCCAACUGGACCAACUACGAUGAAUGUAAGCUGCCCACCGCUGACUUGGUGAACUACGAUGUCUUUUCAGGAGCCGGAGCUAUUCACAAAACCUUUGGUUCGGGCCCCGAUCAAUCCAAGGACCUAUCACACUUGAUUGUGAGUAGGAGAGGCUUCUACAACGCCGUCCUGGGAGUUCUGAGAGUUCGUGCAGACGGGCUCUUGACUCUAGGACUGGUGGACCUGGACUUAAGUCGACACAAGUCUAUCCUGCUGGUUUUGCCAAAAGGUGCACGAAAGAAAACUCGCAAAGUGAUUGUGAAGAAGGUCAAAAAGAAGGAAGGUGGCGAGAAACAGAAGGAGGAAGACCACAAGCAGACAGCCUUUAAGAAAAGCCAAACAGCUGACAGUGAUGCCACCUUGCCCUUCGAGGUUUUUCCCAGUGGAGGUGAUUCCCAGUGGAGACAGGAGGCUGAAGAUCAAUGGGAAAAUUGGCGCUGGCCACCAGUGGGGUGGAAACCAUCGAAAGGGCAGAAUGCCUACCAUGAUGAGUCCUCUAGCUACUACAGGUUCAACACCUAUGACUGGGACGAGUACAACAAACGCAUACGGUUUCAGCUGGCGCAUGGUGAUGGUGACCCAACUACUUCUCCUGGCUCUAGAACUGCUUCUGAAACACCGUCUACAUCCCUCGAUCGGAAGUCAAGCCUUCUGAGUGACGCGUCAACUAUUGGACCUAGUGCAAGCUUGUUGGCUGCCCAACUUGCAAGAAGCACGACUGGGGACAUGUCCCUCUUAGAAAAGUUUGACCAAGUAGCAGCAGAGGAGAGUCCAGAAAAUGUGAUGAAGAUCGCUUUACAGGAGAAAGCAAGAGCAGAAGAAAUGAUGAAAAAAGCAGAAGAACUUGUGCAAAAGGCAAAUGCAGCUACGGUGAAAAAGAUGGACGAGAAGAAUGAAAGCAAUGCAGCAGGAGAAACACAUGCAGCAGCUCACAAGAUUGAGGAGGAAGAACAUAGGAAGACGAUGCAAGAAGCAGAGAAACAUGAGGCUUUGAGGAUCGCAGCAAAGGAGCAAAAGAAAGCUGACAUAGAGAAGAACAUGGCAGAGAAGCAGGCAGAAGCUUCCAGGAUUGAGAAGAAGACGCAUGAUGCAGAGAAAGCUGAAACUUUGAGGAUUGCAGAGGAGGAGAAGAAAAAGCAGGAUGCAGAGAAGGAAGCGGCAGAGAAGCAGGCAGUAGCUUUAAGGCUUGAGGACGAGAAGAAGAAGCAGGAUGCAGAGAAGGAAGCGGCAGAGAAGCAGGCAGAAGCUUUAAGGCUUGAGGAGAAGAAGCAGGAUGCAGAGAAAGCUGAAACUUUGAGGAUUGCAGAGGAGGAGAAGAAAAAGCAGGAUGCAGAGAAGGAAGCGGCAGAGAAGCAGGCAGUAGCUUUAAGGCUUGAGGACGAGAAGAAGAAGCAGGAUGCAGAGAAGGAAGCGGCAGAGAAGCAGGCAGAAGCUUUAAGGCUUGAGGAGAAGAAGCAGGAUGCAGAGAAAAAGGAAGCUUUGAGGAUCGCAGCAGAGGAGCGAAGGAAGGUCGCAGAGAAGCAAGCAGCUUUGAAGAAACAGGCAGAAGCUUCCAGGCUUGAGGAAGAGAAGAAGACGCAGGAUGCAGAGAAAGCUGAAACUUUGAGGAUUGCAGAGGAGGAGAAGAAAAAGCAGGAUGCAGAGAAGGAAGCGGCAGAGAAGCAGGCAGUAGCUUUAAGGCUUGAGGAGGAGAAGAAGAAGCAGGAUGCAGAGAAGGAAGCGGCAGAGACACAGGCAGAAGCUUUAAGGCUUGAGGACGAGAAGAAGAAGCAGGAUGCAGAGAAGGAAGCGGCAGAGAAGCAGGCAGAAGCUUUAAGGCUUGAGGACGAGAAGAAGAAGGAGGAUGCAGAGAAGGAAGUGGCAGAGAAGCAGGCAGAAGCUUUAAGGCUUGAGAAGGAGAAGAAGCAGGAUGCAGAGAAGGCAGCAGCAGAGAAGCAGGCAGAAGCUUUAAGGCUUGAGAAGGAGAAGAAGGAGGCCGAAGCAGUGAAGGAAGCGGCAGAGAAGCAGGCAGAAGCUUUAAGGCUUGAGGAGGAGAAGAAGAAGGCCGAAGCGGAGAAAUCUGAAGCUUUGAGGAUUGCAGCAAACAAGGCAAAACCUGAUGCAAAGGAUGAAGACAAGACAGCAAAAGGGCAGAAGAAAUCAACAAAGAAGGAGGCUGAUGAAAUAAUGGCACAAGCAAAAGAUAUGAUUGCAAAGGCCGAGGCAAUGAUGAAGGAUGCACAGCAGCAAAGCCAGAGCCCAGCAGAGAAGACAGAGGAAGCAGGGAACGGCCAAACGGUUGAUGAUGAAGAAGCAGCAAAGCAAAAAGAAGCUGAGGAGCGCAAAGCAGCUGCACGAGCCAGGUACAUGAGCACAAGUUUGAACGCUGUGCUGUUUGACGCUUGGUGCCAAUGCGAAGAGGGGAAUUGGGCUCAGAGCAAAUUCUACAUGGACAUUCGCACCCGUCACACACAGAAGAGGAAAGGCAUUCGAAGAUGGCUUCUUCCCCAUGAGAUGGAUGAAAGGUUUACACCGGCAGUUGCGCAAGCUAUGAGGGAACACAAAGGUACAAAAGAAGAGUUGUGGGAGAAAGAAACUCGUUUCCAUCCCGAACUUCCCCAGAAGGAGGAGUUCCGCCAAUUUCUUUGCCUUUGCGAAGAUGCUGAAGAAACUGAGGUCUCAGAGGAAAUUGACAGGCUGUAUCGGGCCAUAGAUCAGGAUUCCUCCUCAAGCUCUGAGUCUUCACAUCGUCGCAAGAAAAGCAAACGGGAAACCCAGCCGCAGAAGCCCGAGCCAAAGGAGAAAAAGGCCAAGAAAGAAGUGAAGAAGGACAAGAAGAAGUCCAAGAAGGAGAAGGAGAAGGAGAAGAAAGAAAAACCAUCUGAGGAUCCGAAUGCGAAUGCUGAGAAGAAAUUGAUCAAGGCAGUUUCGGAUGCGAGCAGCAAGUUGAAAUGGGCAAUUGGUUUGCAAUCGAGCGACAAGUACAAGGAGUCGGUCAGGCAAGACUAUGAUGAGAAGAAGUCCAAGAGAGGCAUCAACCGGUACUUCGGUCUGAGCGAGCGUGCCUCCAGACACUUGAUCUUUGCCAGCAUGAAGACACGAUUCCAAGCGUUGGAGAUGGAGCGUGCUGGACGUGCCUACUUGGUUUCUUACAGGCAUUUGCUCACCUCCUCCAUGACCUCCCACUUCGGAUGGAGAAUCCGCGAUUUACCCAUACCUUUACUGAUGAGGAUGGAAUGA